Budorcas taxicolor (takin) is the source of this 4276-nucleotide messenger RNA. RefSeq names its product glycerol-3-phosphate dehydrogenase 2 (gene GPD2). The coding region runs from base 144 to 2327 and encodes 727 amino acids. The transcript has 17 exons. Lineage: Eukaryota; Metazoa; Chordata; Mammalia; Artiodactyla; Bovidae. Gene Ontology annotation, molecular function: calcium ion binding; glycerol-3-phosphate dehydrogenase (quinone) activity. The record is from RefSeq and is a predicted model, not a curated record. Gene Ontology annotation, biological process: glycerol-3-phosphate metabolic process. Gene Ontology annotation, cellular component: mitochondrion; glycerol-3-phosphate dehydrogenase (FAD) complex.
CAUCCCGGCGCGCCUCGCCGCGAGUACCGGGGCCGAGACUCUGAUUCGGGGGAGGCAGAGACUCCGCCCCGGCCGGAGGAACCCGUGCUCCUGCCCUCUCUUUCCUCGUGCGAGAGGAUCAAUCUCAGAUCUCAGGCUAAGAAAUGGCAUUUCAAAAGGCAGUGAAAGGGACUGUUCUUGUUGGAGGAGGUGCUCUUGCCACUGUUCUAGGCCUCUCUCAUUUUGCUCAUUACAAAAGGAAGCAAGUGAACCUGGCCUUUGUUGAAGCAGCAGACUGCGUUUCAGAACCUGUUAACAGGGAGCCUCCUUCCAGAGAAGCUCAGAUACUGACUUUGAAAAACACAUCUGAGUUCGAUGUACUUGUCAUUGGAGGAGGAGCAACAGGAAGUGGCUGUGCCCUGGAUGCUGUCACCAGAGGACUAAAAACAGCCCUUGUAGAAAGAGAUGAUUUCUCAUCGGGGACCAGCAGCAGAAGCACUAAAUUGAUCCAUGGUGGUGUGAGAUAUCUUCAGAAGGCUAUCAUGAAGUUGGAUAUUGAGCAGUACAGGAUGGUAAAAGAAGCCCUUCAUGAGCGUGCCAACCUGCUGGAAAUUGCUCCCCAUUUAUCAGCUCCAUUGCCUAUUAUGCUUCCAGUUUACAAGUGGUGGCAGUUACCAUACUACUGGGUAGGAAUCAAGCUAUAUGAUCUGGUUGCUGGAAGUAAUUGCCUGAAAAGCAGUUAUGUCCUCAGCAAAUCAAGAGCCCUUGAGCAUUUCCCAAUGCUUCAGAAGGACAAACUGGUGGGAGCAAUUGUCUACUAUGAUGGACAACACAAUGACGCACGGAUGAACCUUGCCAUUGCUCUCACCGCUGCCAGGUAUGGGGCUGCCACGGCCAAUUACAUGGAGGUCAUGAGUUUGCUCAAGAAGACAGACCCCCAGACAGGGAAAGAGCGUGUGAGCGGUGCACGGUGUAAGGAUGUGCUUACAGGGGAGGAAUUUGAUGUGAGAGCCAAGUGUGUUAUCAAUGCCACGGGACCUUUCACAGACACCGUGCGCAAAAUGGAUGAUAAGGACACCACAGCUAUCUGCCAGCCGAGUGCUGGCGUCCACAUCGUGAUGCCUGGUUACUACAGCCCAGAGAGCAUGGGACUUCUUGACCCAGCGACCAGUGAUGGGAGAGUUAUUUUCUUCUUGCCCUGGCAAAAGAUGACUAUAGCUGGCACUACCGACACUCCAACUGAUGUUACACACCAUCCCAUUCCUUCCGAAGAAGACAUCAACUUCAUUUUGAAUGAAGUGCGUAACUACUUGAGUUGUGACGUUGAAGUGAGAAGAGGGGAUGUCCUGGCUGCGUGGAGCGGUAUUCGCCCCCUUGUGACAGAUCCCAAGUCUGCAGACACGAAGUCCAUCUCCCGAAACCAUGUUGUGGACAUCAGCGAGAGUGGUCUUAUCACUAUAGCAGGUGGAAAGUGGACAACCUAUCGAUCUAUGGCAGAAGAUACUAUAAAUGCUGCAGUCAAGGCACACAAUUUGAAAGCAGGACCAAGUAGAACAGUUGGGCUUUUCCUUCAGGGGGGCAAAGACUGGAGCCCCACACUCUACAUCAGGCUCGUCCAGGACUAUGGACUUGAAAGUGAGGUGGCCCAGCAUCUUGCUGCCACCUAUGGUGAUAAGGCUUUUGAGGUGGCCAAGAUGGCAAGUGUGACGGGAAAACGGUGGCCCAUUGUUGGAGUGCGUCUUGUGUCGGAAUUUCCGUACAUUGAAGCAGAGGUGAAAUACGGGAUUAAGGAGUAUGCUUGUACCGCUGUGGAUAUGAUUUCACGUCGUACUCGCCUGGCCUUCCUAAAUGUGCAGGCGGCAGAGGAGGCCCUACCCAGGAUUGUUGAAUUGAUGGGCCGAGAACUGAAUUGGGAUGAUUCUAAAAAAGAGGAAGAACUUGAAACAGCCAGGAAGUUUCUAUAUUAUGAAAUGGGCUAUAAAUCUCGAUCAGAACAGUUAACAGAUCGGUCUGAAAUUAGCCUACUGCCUUCAGACAUUGACAGGUACAAGAAGAGAUUUCAUAAAUUCGAUGCAGACCAGAAAGGCUUUAUUACCAUUGUUGAUGUUCAGCGUGUAUUAGAGAGUAUCAACGUCCAAAUGGAUGAAAAUACGCUACAUGAAAUUCUGAAUGAAGUAGAUUUGAAUAAAAAUGGACAGGUUGAACUCAAUGAAUUUUUGCAGCUGAUGAGUGCUAUUCAAAAAGGAAGGGUGUCUGGAAGCCGGCUUGCUAUACUCAUGAAAACUGCCGAAGAAAACCUCGACAGAAGAGUUCCCAUCCCUGUGGACCGAAGUUGUGGAGGAUUGUGAGUCUGAGCAGUGAACCCACAGCCGACAAACAUAGGAACAACAAAUGAUCAUGUAACAAACCAGAGAGGACUAACACCACUCCAAAACAGUAGACACGGAUAGCUGCCUUGCUUUAACACUGGGAAACAUUCCAAAGCUUUAGGAUGUCGAUGUAGACCCUUUAUUGGUAUUUGCCAUUCAGUCUAGCUUCUUAAAAGUGUAUUUUAUCAUCUUUUCUCAUUUUCAGUGCACACUGAUUUAAUGUUUUGCCUUCAUUUUGUGAUCUAUUAGACUGGACAUACUCCCUUUUUGUAUAUUCAUUUAGUCCAAGUCAAUUUGAGAGACAGAAUAUUUUGGCAAAAAUUGGAACGAGAAGCUGGAAGCAUUUUGUGAGAUGCACAAAGCUCUGGACAUUAAGCUUGUUGAUAGUAUUUGUUCUUAAAAGAAAUGGAGUGGGACCUAUUAAAACAAUAGCAUUUCUGGAGACCUCUCAGCCCCCUUCUUCCUCCAGCUCGUCUGCCUUCUUUAUCCAGACUUUAUAUCUAGAGCAUGACUGGUAAAACUGGAGAGGGAAAAAAAGUUUAGAUCUGGUUAUAAGAGCAAGUCUCAAAGAGAAUCUCUUAAAGCUUCCAGAAUCACAGGUAUGAGAUAUAAGGAUAGCAUUGACAUUUGCUGGGAGAUACAGUGAUAGUUUCAUCUCAGCAGUUCAUUUUUCCCCCCAGUCACUGCUAGUUUUUCUUUGACUAUUACAGUUGCCAGGAAGAUCCCUGCUUUUCUUAUUUUAAAACCAGCAUUUAAGUGGCAAGUUGGAUACAGUGGGAUGGGACUAGAUUUCUCAAAUCUUUACAGUUGUAAUAAACUGAAGGAUUAAAAAACCUGUGUUCAUAUAUCCACAUAAAUAGCACAGUUUUCAAUUCUCAAAUCCUAGAUGUUGGAGUAUGUGAUACCAUCGAACAUGGCCUAUUUUGCUUAGGUUAUUGUAUCAUUCGGAGGGAAUAUUUAUAAACAGAUAGUAAAAGAGAAUAGAAAUAGCCUAUUAGUUAACUUUAAUUAUAAUUAUUUGUAAAAAGCACACAAUUACAAUGUUCAUGGUCAUUUUAAUUGCUUAAAGCCUUUCUCCUAGUGUACUAAAUGGAAAAGUUCUCAACCAAAAAGAAAAAGAAAAAAAAAGAAAACCAUACUUGACACACACUCACACAUGUCCACCAUCACACACAUACACAGUCACAGAAAGACAAAAAGAUCAAUCUGCCCAGAAUUUAGUAAAUACAUAAUAUACUGAAUUUAAAGGGACAUUUUGGCAUCCUUUUAUAAUACUUUGGUGGCAUUUUAGCCAGUCGUCUGAAUACGUCUUCUUCGUGCUUCCUCUUGUGAAGUUAACUACCUGCUUCUUCUGAUGUUUAAGAUCACGUUGUGUAUAAAAUAGGAAAUGUGACCCUUUUUUAAUGUCAGGUUUUCAUUGUGCAGACUUAAUUUUUCAAACUGGUACAUAAAACACUUUUGUGCUGUUAUUUCUAUAUAUGCCGACAUUGUAGAAUAUCUUUAUGUCUCAUUCGAGUUGGGCAUGAGCCUGUCUGUCAUAAUGUACACACUGGAGGUUAACUCACCUAAGCCCCCACCCUCACCUCGGAAACAGAUAAGGUGGCAUGGUAACUCAUUUUGCUUUUAAAAUGAAGUUUAGACUUGCCACUUCCUUAAGGAAAACCUAAAACAGAGCAAGUGAGGCUCCCAAGUAUCACUGUGAACUUUUUCUUUUAAGGUGUGAUUUUUUUUUUUUUUUUGCACUGGUUUCUUUUCCUUUUUCUUUUUUAAAAAUAAUAGAUGCAUGUGGUUUUGUAAUUUUGUUUUUCUAUCAAGACAGCAAUUUCACUGUUUAGAGCCCAGCGACCCUUAAUAGAAAGCUGUCCUUUAAAACAUCAGAGAUGAUGUACCACAGUAUUAUACAUUUGUGCUCUCUCUCUUUCUCUUCA